Phyllostomus hastatus (greater spear-nosed bat) is the source of this 900-nucleotide messenger RNA. It is a transcript of the gene ATOH7, whose product is annotated as atonal bHLH transcription factor 7. Gene Ontology annotation, biological process: regulation of DNA-templated transcription; neural retina development. Lineage: Eukaryota; Metazoa; Chordata; Mammalia; Chiroptera; Phyllostomidae. Gene Ontology annotation, molecular function: protein dimerization activity. The record is from RefSeq and is a predicted model, not a curated record. Bases 1 to 459 code for a protein of 152 amino acids. The transcript has a single exon.
AUGAAGUCCUGCAAGCCCAGUAACCCCGCGACCGGGGCGCGUGCCGCGCCCCCGUGCGCUGGCGGCACGGAGUGCGCGGGCACGUGCGCCGGGGCCGGCCGGCUGGAGAGCGCAGCGCGCAGGCGCCUGGCGGCCAACGCGCGGGAGCGCCGCCGCAUGCAGGGGCUCAACACUGCUUUCGAUCGCCUGCGCAGGGUGGUACCUCAGUGGGGCCAGGAUAAAAAGCUGUCCAAGUAUGAGACCCUGCAGAUGGCGCUGAGUUACAUCAUGGCUCUGACGCGCAUCCUGGCUGAGGCCGAGCGAUUCGGCUCGGAGCGGGACUGGGUCAAUCUCCACUGCGAGCACUUCGGCCGCGACCACUACCUCCCGUUUGCGGGCGCGAAACUGCCAGGGGAGAGCGAGCCCUAUGGCCAGAGGCUCUUCGGGUUCCAGCCAGAACCCUUCCAGAUGGCCAGUUAGGGCGCGCGGCCCAGCUGGGGAUGUGGGGGCGAGGAAUGCCCAGGGAUCCAGCUUCGGAGCCGCACCCCUUUUCCCAGCGUCUGCAGGGGCUUUCGGUGGCCAAGGAUGCUUUCUUAGAAAAUUAGCAAACUUUCAGGUUACUUUUAUUCGCAUCACUAGUCAGUCUAUGGACAAAAUAAUAUUACUGCCUGUCUUUUUCCCUUCUUAUCAGUAUUUUCAGAAUUCAUUGAUGGAUCUUAUGAAUGGUUUUGAUUGCUGUGAAAAUAAUUCCCCUUCUCCCUUUUCUGGACUAGUUUGAGGGAAAACAGUCAUAAGAAAAGAUAGAAUUAGGCUAUACUGCAGUUUUAGUCCUCAGAGAAAUAAUCACUUGCUUAAACUUUGUAAGUUUGUCCUAUUCAGACGAAGUUACAGUAUCCAUUCCUUGUGUAUAGUAAAACAGAG